CGCCGGGCGGCAGCAUGAGCCAGGCCGAGCUGUCCACCUGCUCUGCGCCGCAGACGCAGCGCAUCUUCCAGGAGGCCGUGCGCAAGGGCAACACGCAGGAGCUGCAGUCGCUGCUGCAGAACAUGACCAACUGCGAGUUCAACGUGAACUCGUUCGGGCCCGAGGGCCAGACAGCGCUGCACCAGUCGGUCAUCGACGGCAACCUGGAGCUCGUGAAGCUGCUGGUCAAGUUCGGCGCCGACAUCCGCCUGGCCAACCGCGACGGCUGGAGCGCGCUGCACAUCGCCGCGUUCGGCGGCCACCAAGACAUCGUGCUCUAUCUCAUCACCAAGGCCAAGUACGCGGGCAGCGGCACUUACUGUCCCCCAGCUGGCCUGCUAGACGGGCCAACUCCACCCUGA
This is a messenger RNA of Pteropus alecto (black flying fox), 401 nucleotides long. It is a transcript of the gene NRARP, whose product is annotated as NOTCH regulated ankyrin repeat protein. Gene Ontology annotation, cellular component: cytoplasm. Lineage: Eukaryota; Metazoa; Chordata; Mammalia; Chiroptera; Pteropodidae. The transcript has 2 exons. Gene Ontology annotation, molecular function: phosphatase regulator activity; protein binding; enzyme inhibitor activity. The coding region runs from base 15 to 401 and encodes 128 amino acids. The record is from RefSeq and is a predicted model, not a curated record.